Messenger RNA from Scedosporium apiospermum, 5592 nucleotides. RefSeq names its product putative DNA helicase INO80. Gene Ontology annotation, cellular component: nucleus; Ino80 complex. NCBI's taxonomy places the organism in Eukaryota, Fungi, Ascomycota, Sordariomycetes, Microascales, Microascaceae. The transcript is spliced from 4 exons. The record is from RefSeq and is a predicted model, not a curated record. Gene Ontology annotation, biological process: DNA repair; chromatin remodeling; DNA-templated transcription. Bases 1 to 5592 code for a protein of 1863 amino acids. Gene Ontology annotation, molecular function: ATP hydrolysis activity; DNA binding; ATP binding.
AUGGAGUCCAACUUCCGCUCCACCGUUCUCCAGAGGCCCCCGGGCAAAGAUGACGAGCGAGAUAGGCGACACCCGCGAGACAUCCUGAAUCCGGCGGGCUCGGUUGUCGCGCCUCCGCGUCCUCCCCAAGGGCCCCCACGACACUCGGCCUUCAGCCUCCGAUCGCCCACGCAAACCGAGUUUCCCCCCUACCCGUCACAGUCAGGCACGUCUGCGAACCACCACCACUCGCCGCCGCGGCCCGUUCUGAACUCUUUCAUGUCCGCGUCCGUGGGAUCCGGCCAAUCCUUGCCUCCGCCGCCUCCUCUUCACUCUUCAUCGAAUUCGGCUGGCGGUCAUCUCCACGCCGCUCCGCCAUCGCCGAUGCGCGGCUCCCCGGCAUAUUAUCCUCCACCGCAGAAGGAGCAGCAUCGCGAGAAGGGGAGCUUCUACGACUCCAUCACAGAUACUAUGACGAAUGAGCGCCGGGUUUCCGAGACAGGAUCCUGGCAGGGCGCGUCAACGCCCAAGACUCGUGAGGCCUCGGCCUAUUCAUCAUCGUCCAUUGACCAGCAACACCCUUACAAUAACGGCACAUACACAUCGCCACAAACCUCUACAUUCCAAUCCAGAAGUCCUCGUUCUCGACCUCAUGGUCUAUCGGCGACUGCCAGCCCAUCCGGACGACACCAAGUAGCCGGUUCACCUCGGCCAGUCCACACUACUUCGCCCAUCAUGCGGCCCAUGUCAAACGGAGGUAGUGCCUCUGUAAGCGCAGGGCUGCCCUCGCUGCUUCGUAGCCAAUCGCCCCCAUCGGCUCCUGUGCCUUCUAAGCCUGUCUCUUCGACACCUAGCCGCGCAGCCGACCCUAUGUCAUUUUCCAACAUCCUAUCCGAACCCGCACCCAGGCUUCGCCCAACGACACCUGUACGGCCCGAGGUCAGGGAAACCUUGCGGGAACCGUCUCCCCGUCGCGGUGUCGGUUUUCUGAGGGAACCCUCGCCUGAACGUCCCCUUAGGCGACCGGAAGAGACUUCACUUAACAGUCUGCGUGCGCCCGAGCCCGAAAAGGAACUCGAACUGAGGUCUGAAACGGAGAGGGAGGAUGAGACCUUGCCAGAUGUGACCGCCACCAAGACAGAGCCUGACACCGAGCCCGAGCCCGAACCCGAGCUGGAACGUCCUGUCAAGGAUAAGAAGAAGAUGCCUCCCAAGGCCAAGGAGAAGAAAGAAAAGCCUUCUCGUAAAUCCAAGGGACGCGUUUCCGACAUCAGGGACGCGGAGAGCACGCCAAAGAGCUCCAACCGUCGAGCAUCCACGUCAUCGCAGAGGGAUCCCAGCACCCCUCGCGUGCCGGCCAAGCGUCAAUCUAAUGGCCAGCCCAAGAGCCUUGCCAUCUCGGCCGCCAAGGAGAAGAGGAUUCUUCUCGAGAUGGAGCUACUAGAUGCUGAGGCUGCCGAAGAGGAAGAGGACUAUGAUCUCUUUGCCGAGGAGGCUGAUGCCUUCCAAGAACGUUCCGCUAAACGCCUCCGGACCGCUAAGGACACCGAGGACUCGCGUAAUCGUGCCCGGAGGAAGGACCUUGUCGAGGGUGGCCUCGACCAUCUCCUGGCUUACUCCGAAAUUGGUAAGAGGAGAUAUGACGAACUCUACUACGAAGAGGCACUGCACGAGGUCCGCGAGCGUGAAGUUUUCGCGGAGAAGGAACGCAAGAAGGACAUGCAGCGAAAGCGACGACGAGAGAAGUCCAUGGCUGCCACGAUCGAGCAGAAGGAGGCCGCGCUUGCUAAGGCCCGCGCUGCCGAGGACGAAUCUGAACGCCAGAAGCACUUGCGUGAAGCCGAACGGGCGAACAAGAAGGCCCAGCAGACCAAGCUCGUUCUGCAAAAGGGUCUCAAGGGCCCUGUUCGAUCUGUUGAUCUUAACCUUGAGGGCGGUACCAUGUCAUCGUUCCCCGCAUCCGACGCCGAAACCCCCGCCGCCACCACGAAGGGCAAGUCAAAGGGCCGUGGCUCGAGGCCCAAGAAGUCCAAGGAGCAGAAGCAGGCCGAGAAGGCGUCGGCUGAGGCUGCUCAAGCUGCUCUUGACGCUGGCGAGGAGCUGCCGCCUCCCAAGGAGGAAGGCAGAAUCCGCAUCAAGCUCAGCAAGAAGUCGAAGCAGCAGAAGGAGAAAGAGAAGGAGACCGAAGAGACGGAUAAGGACAAGGAGAACAAGGAGAACAAGGCCGGCAAGGAGGGUAAGGAGAAGUCCAAGGAGAAGGAGGAGGCACCGCCCGAUGCCAAGUUCCAGUCGAAGGGUUAUAAUCAGAUCUACGAUCAAAUCUGGCGAGAUAUGGCGCGCAAGGAUGUCAACAAGGCCAACAAGCUGGCAACCGACUCCUACGCCACCAAGUCCUCGAACCUGAAGAAGACGGCCAUCCUCGCUUCCAAGGAAGCCAAGAGGUGGCAGCUGAAGACGAACAAGGGCACCAAGGACCAGCAGGCUCGCGCCAAGAGGGUCAUGCGAGACAUGAUGAGCUUCUGGAAGCGCAACGAGCGAGAAGAGCGCGACCUCCGGAAGGCGGCCGAGAGACAGGAACUCGAAAACCAACGGAAGGAAGAAGCCGACCGCGAAGCCGCCCGACAGAAGAGGAAGCUUAACUUCCUCAUCUCGCAGACCGAAUUGUACUCUCACUUCAUCGGCAAGAAGAUCAAGACGAACGAGGUCGAGCGCAGCACGGACCAUCCCGAUGUCGCCGUCGACGACAAGGACAAGAUCCCCGAGAACAACCUGGAUAUCGAAAUGCCCACCGGCCCCGUCGGCACCAAGGUCAGCAACUUUGAGAAUCUCGAUUUCGACAAUGAGGACGAGAGCCAGCUCAAGGCGGCCGCCAUCGCCAACGCUCAGAAUGCCAUCGCCGAAGCCCAGAAGAAGGCCCGCGAGUUCAACAAUGAAGACAUGGAUGAGGAUGGCGAGAUGAACUUCCAGAACCCAACGGGUCUCGGCGAUGUCGAGAUUGAGCAGCCGAAGCUCAUCAACGCUCAGCUCAAGGAGUACCAGCUCAAGGGUCUCAACUGGCUCGUCAACCUCUACGAGCAGGGCAUCAACGGUAUCCUCGCCGACGAGAUGGGUCUCGGAAAGACUGUUCAAUCCAUUUCGGUCAUGGCGUACCUCGCCGAGAAGUACGACAUCUGGGGUCCCUUCCUCGUUGUCGCGCCCGCGUCCACCCUCCACAACUGGGAGCAGGAAAUCCGAAAGUUCGUUCCCGAGUUCAAGAUCCUGCCGUACUGGGGUAGCGCGGCGGACCGCAAGGUGCUCCGCAAGUUCUGGGACCGGAAGCACUCGACGUACAAGAAGGAGGCUUCUUUCCACGUCUGCGUUACGUCUUACCAGCUCGUCGUGUCUGACGUCGCUUACUUCCAGAAGAUGAAGUGGCAGUACAUGAUUCUCGACGAGGCCCAGGCCAUCAAGAGUUCUCAAAGUUCUCGAUGGAAGUGUCUGCUGAGCUUCCACUGCCGCAACCGACUCCUCCUUACGGGUACGCCCAUCCAGAACAACAUGCAGGAGCUUUGGGCCCUUCUCCACUUCAUCAUGCCUUCGCUCUUCGAUUCGCACGACGAGUUCAGCGAAUGGUUCUCCAAGGAUAUCGAGUCUCACGCUCAGAGUAAUACGAAACUUAACGAGGACCAGCUCAAGCGUCUGCACAUGAUCCUCAAGCCCUUCAUGUUGCGUCGUGUGAAGAAGCAUGUCCAGAAGGAGCUCGGCGACAAGAUCGAGCUUGACGUCUUCUGCGAUCUCACGUACCGACAGCGAGCCUACUAUACGAACCUGCGCAACCAGAUCAGCAUCAUGGACCUCAUCGAGAAGGCCACGCUGGGCGACGACAACGAUUCGGGCACGCUGAUGAACCUCGUCAUGCAGUUCCGAAAAGUCUGUAACCAUCCCGAUCUGUUUGAGCGUGCCGACACGACCUCGCCUCUUGCUUUUAGCCAUUUCGGCGAGACGGCGUCCUUUGUCCGCGAGGGCAACGACGUGACGGUCAAGUACUCGACGCGAAACUUGAUCGACUACUCGCUGCCUGUACGUGUCUGGCAGGGCGAUGGUCGGUUGAACAAGGCGAGUGCGGAUAACGUCAAGGCUGGUUGGAGAAACAAGGCGCUUAACCACAUGAUGAACAUUUUCACCCCCGACAACAUCCGGGAGGGCAUGGAGGGCUCCGAUACCUUUUCCUGGCUCCGCUUUGCUGAUGCCUCUCCCGGCGACGUUUACAAGGCGACUCACUCCGGUAUCGUAGCGCGUGCUGCUGAUGCGGUGGCCCGAAAGGACAGGCUUGGUCGCCUGGCCGUGGCGUACUCCGAACCCGAGGACAAGGAUUAUACACCCGGCCACGCUCUAUUCCUAAUUAACGAAAGGCAGAAUAGGCAGCCACUCGCGGAGAUUACUGGUGAAGGAAUCCUCCGAAAUCUCAUGAAUGUCGCACGCGUCAAGUAUAAUCAUCUCGGCCUUGGAAGACUCGAGCAAGCAGCUCGACCCCCGGCCUCGGCACCGCCCAUCGGCGUCGUCUGCAACGAUCCUUCGACGAGCUUUGAGCGAGAGCAAGCCUUCUUCAACGUCGGGGUUAGGCGGAUACUCUACGGGCCUAACCCGGUCGAGCAAAAGGCUCUCAUCAAGCAGAACAUCCGCCCUGCUUUCAUGCCUCCCGCUAAGAUGCUCCCUGCGCCCGAUAACGAGAAGAAGCGGUUCAACAACAUCACAGUUCCGUCAAUGCGCCGAUUUGUUACUGACAGCGGCAAACUGGCUAAGCUGGAUGAGCUGCUCUUCAAGCUCAAGAACGAGGGUCACCGUGUCCUACUCUACUUCCAGAUGACUCGCAUGAUCGAUCUCAUGGAGGAAUACCUGACCUACCGCAACUACAAGUACUGCCGUCUGGACGGAUCGACGAAGCUCGAGGACCGACGAGAUACUGUGCACGACUUCCAGACUCGACCCGAGAUCUUCAUCUUCCUGCUCUCCACGCGUGCCGGUGGUCUCGGUAUCAACCUGACGACGGCCGACACGGUCAUCUUCUACGACUCCGACUGGAACCCUACGAUAGACUCGCAGGCCAUGGACCGAGCUCACAGGUUGGGUCAGACGAAGCAGGUCACGGUGUACCGUCUCAUCACGCGCGGCACGAUCGAGGAGCGUAUCCGCAAGAGGGCACUCCAGAAGGAAGAAGUACAGCGCGUGGUCAUCCAAGGUGGUGGUGCCAGCGUGGACUUCUCUGGCCGCAGGGCGCCGGAGAACAGGAACCGCGACAUCGCCAUGUGGCUUGCGGAUGACGAGCAGGCGGAGAUGAUUGAGCGACGCGAGAAGGAGCUGCUGGAGAGUGGAGAGUACGACAAGGUGCAGAAGAAGAGGGGUGGUAAGAGGAAGAGGGCGGUUGAUAACGCAGGCGCCAAUGGUGGUGUCAGUCUCGACGAGAUGUACCACGAGGGAGAGGGUCAUUUCGACGACAACAAGGCUUCGGGCUCGGCCACGCCGGUGGCGGCGGAGCCUGACACCAAGGCGGCCAAGAAACGACGUACGGGCAGCAAGAAGGCGAAGACGACCAAGCAACGUCUUGCCAUGAUUGAUGGGGAGAUUGAUGCGUGA